UUUCUCCUGAACUUCUGGGUGUUCUGUCUUCCAUUGCAGCCUUCAUGGUGUUGAUGGCUCUGGUUUUUCUUUACAUCAGCAACAAACUGUCCGUGCAGACUCCUGACAACCUGUUGCCUCUGGCUAGCUACAAGAACAACCAUCGAGUGCUUCUGAGGAGGUAAUCCCGAGGUCGGCGUGUGACUGGAUCUCUGACUGAGAAAUGGCCUUCUUCAAGAACUUCCAGCCGACCCUGCCGUCUGUCAAUAUUUCCUCCAUCCUGGACUCGGUCAGCAGUCGUGUGGAUGACCUGGCGAACGCCGUCAGUGAUGCUACCUACGCCGUCAGCGACCAGCUCACCGAGCAGGUCACUACUAUGAUUAACAAGGUGCAGGAGGAGGAGGAUGUUGAAAAUGACAGCGGUCAGGAUUCGGGUCAGGCCUCCAGCACCCAACAAGGCAGGGCCGGCAGUAAAAGCAUAUGGCAGAGAGACUCGGACCAGGACCAGGCGAGCGACGCUGCAGGGGGAGAGCACACUCAGAGUCAGCUGGAGUGGGAAUGGAGGGACGGAUGCUGGCGAGUAAAAAAGACAGAAGCCGAGAUAGCAGAGGAAGAGAGGAGGAAAAAGGAGCAGAAGGAGCUCCAGGAAAAGAGAGAACAGAGGAGAAAAGAGAGGAGAGAGAAGCAGCUGGAGAAGGAAGCCAAUUCAAAAAGAGAUGUGGAAGAAUUCAACGUGGAGGAGACAAACGGGGAUGAAGGAGAGGAGGAUGAAGACCAAUUAGCUGCUCAGGAAAAAGGUGGCUGUGAUAAAACUCCUCUUCCAGCCGACUGUCAGACUGAAACAAGACGAUCGGAACAGAAAGAUGAAGAGGAGGAAGUGGUGGAAGAUGGCUCAGAGAGGGAGGCAGACAAUGAGGAGGAGGAUGAAUCUAAAUCUUCCUCUACGAUGAAACAGAAGAUGGAUGAGAAGAACGGGAUGGAGAGUUCAAAGAAAUCUGAGAAAGCUGCAGAUGUGGAGAGGAAGAGAAAGAAAGAGAAGAAAAAGAAAGGAAAGAAAGAUGGACCCGCAUCAGACGGCGAAGAAGAGCAACGCCCCGAGGCUAUGACCCAACACAACGCCACAUCUGUGCAGAGCAAAAGCGGACAGUCGGGUGAGCAGGAGGGCUACAGCAGCGAGGCCUCCAGCGAGUGGGCAGCCACCAGCAUCCAGAGAAUAAAGAAACAUUCCUCCCAAAGCGAGCUGCAGCCGCCUCCGUACCAACACGAGAGCUCGGGGAAAGGUAAUUCGUCCCGCUCUGAUUGGGGAAACCGGAGGGCGUCGACCCAGCACGGCUGUGACAGCCCGCGGUGCUCCAGUGAAGCCAGCGUGGACCAGGACACGGACAGCUACCUCAACAAAGGCUGUGAGGAGGACAUUCCCAGUGACAGCACUGCUGUUCUGGGUCCAGAGGAUGGCCUUCAGCUCCCAGCAGCCUACGAACCCGAGCCCCUCGCGCAGUACGGCACGCUGGACGUCGCCUUCGAGUACGACUCCAGCGAGCAGUGGCUGGCCGUCACCGUCACCGCCGCGACCGACAUCCCCGCUCUCAAACAGACGGGCAACAUCUCGUGGCAGGUCCACCUGGUGCUGCUCCCCACGAAGAAACAACGGGCCAAGACGGGCGUGCAGAAGGGCCCGUGUCCUGUUUUCACAGAAACUUUUAAGUUCUCCAGAGUGGAACAGGAGGCCCUGGGGGACUGCGCCGUUCGCUUCCGCCUCUACAGCAUCCGACGGAUGAAAAAGGAGAAGGUCCUGGGAGAGAAAGUGUUCUACCUGACAAAGCUAAACCUGCAGGGGAAGAUCGCUCUCCCCGUCACCCUGGAGCCCGGCUCUGAACUCACAGGCUGCGGCUCUUUGGUGAGUGUGUCUCGUAGUGCGGGAGCGGUCUCCUACCGCUCCACGGAAGACUCAUCGCUGCCAGAGAUCCUCCUGGGUCUCAUCUACAACUCUGCCACAGGACAGCUAUCAGCUGAGGUCAUACAGGGAAGCCACUUCAAAACUACAGGGUCUGAUAAACCUGUCACGACGUCCCUUUUCCAAGAAGAUGCUAAUUAGGGUUCUCGACAAACUAGAAGAUAAAACGCGAUGCUAAUUUCAAGACGACAAUAAAAAUGAGACAUUAUCUGAAUUUUUUAUCUUUAGUUUGCACGCCGUCUGGUGGUGUUUUCCCACUAGAAGCACAGAUGAUAAUUUAAAAAGAAAAUAAAAAUGUAUUUUGUUAUGAAAUGUUUAAAUGAAGUCAGGGAACAUUUUCUUCUGUAGCAACAUGCUGCCUCAAAAGGAGCGGAAAAUUAUAGGUGCAAUAAGUACGAAUUUUAAAUUAUCACAAAAUGGUGACUUCCUUCUCAGCCAGCUGGGGGGAUUGUCAGUUUUUCUUCAAAGAGGGAUGUAGUUUUUGUUUACAACCUUUCCUGCCUUCACACUUCCUGGUUCCAGAACCAAUGGGGUUGCCAAGUCUGUAUCGGCACACACCAUUGCGCCGGCAGCCAGUGAAAGGAGCACGCCGGAAGCAAUUGAAAGCAUGAUGCUUGUUUUACUCCAAUAUCAAGUAAAGACGGCUAGAGGCUAAUAUAGAGCUAACAAUGCUAACAGUGAAUUUCAAAAGAUUUGGCGGCUCUAUAAAUAUCACAGCCUAGUUCAUCAAUUACAGCUCUUCAUCUUCUGUGUAUGACUCAUUUUCACUCGUCGUCUAGAAUCUUCUGGCGCUGAUCUGUAACUAGCAACAGUUGCCCAGAGCGGACUCUUUUGCUUUGAUACAUGGACUGCAGUACCCACAUUUGACCACAGGGUGUCAUUUUUACUUCAUGAACCUUUAAAUGUAGGGUGUUCUAUUUAAUAUUUGUUCAAGCUCCUUAUAUUUUAAACUGAAUAAGUUAGAUGAUACCUGAUGAGUAUUUGUUAUUUCUAACAACACUUAUUCAGAGUUUGUUUUGCCAAAUCAAAUGAGGAAAAUUCCUUAAAGGGGCAUUCCACACAAAACUGAAAUUUUGUCUGUUGACAUAUCUCUUAGAGUCACAUAUGUAGGAAAACACUAUUUUUAACCAGCCCAGUCCUUCUCCUGACCCAGCUGUACUCCUUUAGCUUUAGCUUAGCAUUAAACACUGUAAGUGAAUGGAUCCAACUAGCAUUGUGAGUAAAAACGUCCUUAAAAUCCCUCACUAGCGAUCCCAAUUCCGCUUGGUGACUUAAAUAAUCAGACCGACUGCAAGUGAAAAUAAUUAGUAACGUAAAAGGAAUAACAGGCACCAUUUUAGACUUGGAACUUCUUCAUGACAAAGCACAGCUGUGAGCCUCCGCUGCAAGGCGCAAGGCAGCCCCAAAGACACCUGCUUCUGUAAACACGUCGUUAGCGAACCAACAUAAGACACACACACGAGCUUCGGUCUCUCCGGCGCAAAUGCGAUGUGCUCAUUUUUUCUCUCGUCGCCAUUGUGUGUGUGUACUCACAAUGCUAGUUGGAUCCAUUCGCUUACUGUGUUUUAUGCUAAGCUAAAGCUAAAGGAGUACAGCUGAGUCAGCAGAACGACUGGGCUGGUAAAAGUGUUUUUCCCACUUAUCUAACUCUGGGAAAUAUGUCAGACAGACAAAAUAAAAAUUUGGGGUGGAAU
Nothobranchius furzeri (turquoise killifish) is the source of this 3627-nucleotide messenger RNA. RefSeq names its product synaptotagmin XIVb (gene syt14b). The record is from RefSeq and is a predicted model, not a curated record. NCBI's taxonomy places the organism in Eukaryota, Metazoa, Chordata, Actinopteri, Cyprinodontiformes, Nothobranchiidae. Gene Ontology annotation, molecular function: phospholipid binding.